AUGACCCAGGCGGCCGCGGGACGGGAGUCCGGCCCGCUGCGCCGUCGUUCCGCUCCCGCGCCCCAGGCCGCUCCGGAGACCCUCCCCGGCCUCUUGCAGCUUGCUCCCCGGCCUCUUGCAGCCCUUGCCCCUCGACCCCACUCACCCUUGCCUAGCCGUCGCGCCGUCGCGCGUUGCCCGGACAACGGCUGCGCGCGGUACGCGGAAAUUGCCGAAGGGCCCGUAGGGGGGCGCGCCCGCUGGAAACCUCGAGCGAGCUCGUCCCCGCGCGCAUCGCCCCGCCCCGCCCCGCGCGCUGUCCGCCCCGCCCCGCCCGGCGGCGACGGCCCCCCAGCGCCCGCGGGCGGCCCGCAGGACCAGCACCACUUCCUCCGGUCCAGCGUGAGGCCGCAGAGCAAGAGGCUCAGGAAGGACUCGUCGUGCGCCGGGGGCAGCGGCGGCGCGGGCGGCUCGGGGCCGCGCGGCAAAGGAGCUGACGGUGGCGGAUCGUCAUCUGGAAAUGGGUCUGGGGCUGCUCCCGCUGCCGCUGCAGGGGGCUCUCGCUCCUCUUCCCGGAACUUGGGGUCUUCCAGCGGCGAGAAAGAAGAAGGCAAGAAGGCCCGGCGGCAGUGGGAGUCUUGGAGCACAGAAGACAAGAACACUUUCUUCGAAGGGCUGUACGAGCACGGGAAAGACUUUGAAGCCAUUCAGAACAACAUUGCCCUCAAGUACAAGAAGAAAGGCAAGCCCGCGAGCAUGGUGAAGAACAAAGAGCAGGUCCGGCAUUUCUACUACCGCACGUGGCACAAAAUCACCAAGUACAUUGACUUUGAUAACGUGUUCUCCCGUGGGCUGAAGAAGUCGUCCCAGGAGCUGUAUGGUCUGAUCUGCUACGGCGAGCUGCGGAAGAAGGUCGGGGGCUGUAUGGACGACAAGAAUGCGACGAAGCUGAAUGAGCUCAUCCAGGCCGGGGCCACCACCGUGCGCUACAAAGGGAGAAACCUGCGGAUCAAGGCACCCAUGUGCCGUGCGCUGAAGAAGCUCUGUGACCCAGAAGGCUUGAGCGACGAAGAGGACCAGAAGCCAGUGCGCCUGCCCCUGAAGGUCCCAGUUGAGCUGCAGCCAAGGAACAACCAUGCCUGGGCCCGCGUGCAGAGCCUGGCCCAGAACCCGAGGCUCAGGAUGAUUGUGGAGCUCCACCGGAAGGUCUCCAGCCUCAUUGAGUUCUUGAAACAGAAGUGGGCGCUGCAUGAAGUGCGGAUUCGGAAGACACUCGAGGACCGGCAGCUGCAGCACUCGCUCACGGAGCCGUCGCAGGAGAAGGUGGCACUGCACCUGUUUCCGGGAGAGAGCUGCACGUUAACGCCGCUGCCGGGAGUGGCCCGCGUUGUGCACUCCAAAGCCUUCUGCACGGUGCACUGGCAGGAGGGUGGCCGGUGCAAGCAGAGCUCCAAGGACACCCACACAUUGCCUCCAGCCCAGAUCCUGGGCAUCCAGAGUGGCCAGGGCACGGCCAGGGGCCAGGUGAAAUGCCCACGGGGCAGCGCCGAGGGCAAGGGCCCGGGACGUCCCCCUCCUUCCACCGAUGCCUCACAGAGCUCCGGAGAGAGUUCUCCUGAAAGUGCUCCUGGGGAGGGGGCCGCCCCGAGCCUCAGCAGCCUAGACACUCCUGACAGGCUACCCCCUGGGCUCCAAGAUGCCGGGGGACAGCUUGAGAAGACCCCCAUGGCCACUCCCGCGGAGGGCAGGGAUGGCCCCGCCCGAGAGCCUGGGGAUGCGAUGUGCGCCUGCGGCCAGCUCCCAGAGCUGGAGGAUGAGCUCUCCCUCCUUGACCCCUUCCCACGCUACAUGAAGUCCUGUCAGGACCUCAUCAUCCCCGAGCAGUGCCGCUGUGCAGACUUGCGGCCCUCAGGGUGCGCCUCCCCAGAGACUCGCGUCCCAAGCAGCGCGGAGGUGGCUGACCUUGCCCGGGCUGGGGCGCCAUCCCCUGUGCGUGCCCCACCGGGUCCAGAGCCUCAGCCCGGCCCCGGGCUCCAGCCAGAUGUUUGCACUAAAGACUCAGCAGAUGCCCCUGCAGAGGAGCCCCAGGAGAAGGUGAACCCCUCGGAUCCCCCACCUCAGGGACAGCCUGCCGCCAAGCCUCCGAAGGAUGUCCCUGCCAGCCGGCUGGCCCAGCAGCUCCGCGAGGAGGGCUGGAACCUGCAGACCUCUGAAAGCCUUACGCUGGCCGAAGUCUACCUCAUGAUGGGCAAGCCGAGCAAGCUGCAGCUGGAGUAUGACUGGCUUGCCGUGCUGGGCCCUGAGGGCCAGGCCCCUGGCGGGCAGGCCCAGGGCCCCCACACCGGCCCCCCGCCCCCCACCUUCCACAAGCAGCGCCUCCUCAGCUGCCUGCUGAGGCUCAUCUCCACUGAGGUCAACCCCAGGCUGGCUCCAGAAGGGAACGGCAGCUCCACGGCCUCAGUGAGGCCCGCCCAGGAGGAGCAGUCAGCUACGCCCCCAGGGAAGGUGGUGACCGUCAGCUCCCGGAGUCCCCGCUGCCCACGCAGCCAGUCUGCCCUCCGCAGCAGCAAGACCUUCUCUCCCAGCUCCGCACCUUGCUCCUCAGGUCUGAGAAACCCGCCCAGACCCCUGUUGGUGGCAGGCCCCUCUAGCACAGGCAGCAGUGACUCAGACGGUGGCCUUUUUGCUGUCCCGACUACCCUGCCGCCCAACAGCCGCCAUGGGAAGCUCUACUCUCCCAGUAAAGACACAGAACUGACUUUCCGUCAGCACCUGAACUCCAUCAGCAUGCAGUCGGAUUUCUUCCUGCCGAAGCCCAGGAAGUUGCGGAACCGGCACCUGCGGAAGCCACUGGUGGUCCAGAGAACACUGCUUCCUCGACCGUCUGAGCACCAGUCCCACAACGUCUGUUCCUUUUCCAUCCUGUCCAAUUCCUCCGUGACUGGGAGAGGCUCAUUCCGGCCCAUCCAGUCUUCCCUGACCAAAGCAGCCCUGUCUCGGCCAAUUGUGCCCAAGGCCCUUCCACCCCAGGCCACAGGCCACCUGGCCAGUGCUAUCGACUUAGCAGCUAAAAGUGCUGGCAUCAUCCCCGGGAGCCCCCUCCCUGUCUUGGACGCUGAGGGUUUGUCUGGCAUCUCUCCACUGUCUUCAGAUGAGGUGACUCCCACCGUCCCAGGUCAAGACUCCACCUGCACCCACCAGAAUGGAGAUUCUAUUUCCAGUGUUGGGGGCACAAGCGACCCGUUCAUCAGUGUCCCCUCGAGGCCUGAGCAGGAGCCAGUGACGGACGGUUUCCAGGGCUCACCUGUGCUCUCCUUAUCCGAGCUGUCCAAGGCUCCUCUCCACAAUGGGCCCCCAGCACCCCUGCCUGCACCGGAGGGCUCCAGCAGCCGCCUGUCCCCACCCAACGUCUCCGCGCUGCUGGACAUCUCCCUGCCCGGGCCGCCUGAGGACGUGCUCUCGCAGGGCGAGCCCGCCACACACAUUAGCGACUCCAUCAUUGAGAUUGCCAUCAGCUCCGGCCAGUACGGUGAGGGAGUCCCUCUUUCUCCAGCAAAACUGAAUGGCAGUGACAGCUCCAAGAGUCUUCCCUCCCCAUCCAGCAGCCCCCAGCCCGACUGGAUCGCCUCCCCGACCCAUGACCCCCAGUGGUGCCCCAGCGACCCCACAGACUCGUCGCUCAGCAGCUUGUUUGCGAGCUUCAUCUCCCCAGAGAAGAGCCGGAAGAUGCUGCCAACUCCUUCGGGGACCCACAGUGGCACCUCCCUGCUGGGCCCCAGCUUGCUGGAUGGCAACUCGAGAGACUCAUUUGUGUCCCGGUCCCUGGCUGAUGUUGCUGAGGUUGUGGAUUCCCAGCUGGUUUGCAUGAUGAAUGAAAACAGCAUUGAUUACAUAUCUCGAUUCAAUGAUUUGGCCCAAGAACUGUCCAUCGCCGAGCCCAGCCGCCGAGAGGUUCUGUUUGAUGGCAGUGGAGGCGGCCCCCCUGUCGGUGACCUGUCCCAGUGACCACACCUCGUCGGUGGAGGGGCAUCCUGGAGGCCGCAGAGGAGGGCUGCUGGUCCUUCACUGUGGUAGGCGUAGCCCUCUUCAGGCUAAAGGAGGCAGAAAUCAAGCCCAGGAUGCCCCAGAAGACGGUCUGAACAGAGGAACCUCUGCGCCCCAGAAUGUACAACGUGCAGGAAGCCUCAUCCCAAUGGACAGAGGGACAUGGUGGCCCGGGAGGUGAGGACAGGUUCUCUAGGAGGGCCCGUGUCAGAUGUUACUGUGGCGUUGGAGCGGCUCCCUGCCAGCCAUGGGAUAGCGCUUGGCGGCCACAUUUCCGCCCACACUUCCGCCUCACGUGUCGUGUUGGACGUUCCGGUGGGUUAUCUUUCCAAGGGAAAGGAAUGGUGUGUGGCGGCCGCGCCCCAGGGACUCAGCCUCCCCGCUGUCUGCAGGGACACUUCCAGCCACUGCUGCUUUUUUUCUUUCAAAUCUUUCAGUUGCUUUUUCUGCAGAUGACAGGGAAGGACACCUGGGCAUGGCCUGGGCUCUGCCUGGUGGUGUCUGCACCCUUAGUGGACACUUGCGAGGACGCUCAGAUCACAGGGCAGCGUCCCUGGUGCCAUCACCCCAGAGACACUGACCCUUGCCCAUUGCGUUCACCUGGAGGUUUGUUCUGACUGACUGAAUGGGAAGGAGGAGAGAAUCCUGUUUUGGCAGCUUGUGUGGACUUUUAGAAAAAAAAUCAUGCUAAAAUGGUUGGAAAAAGGUUUUCCUUGUGUUUGGAGAACUAGGAGACGUUGAGAAAGAAGGGAGUUCGUGGUUUCCUUCCUGUGUUCAAGCUUCUUGUUGGUCAACUAAGACAUUCCUUCUCUGGUGGGACCGCAGCCAAGCCUUAGCCCGCGAGUCCCUGAACCGCGAGGGCGCUGUUGGCUAGCCGCUGACACACGCGGCCUUUCUCGGGAAGGUCUUCACCUCUUCAGCGUCUCCUCUUCCUUCCACAGGCUUCCGUGCAGAGUCCACACCAUGCAUACGUUUCCUCCUUCGUGUUUCCUCCCACCCCGCGGUCCUCUGUUUCUCUCCCAGUGCAGGGAACGCACGCAAGGCCAGAGCCUGGCUGCAGUCAGAGCGCGCUGAAACCACAUCCCUCGCGUGUGCUCCUCGGGCCUCCUUGGGUGACGGCUUGUCAUCACUGCCGACGGGUCAGUACCCAGUCUUUCCCCAGAAGGGAGCUGACGGGGCUGCUUUGCUUCUCAGCCUUGGGAGGCUCAACAGACAAAACCCCAUCCAGCCCCCUGUCCGAUGUGGCUGGCAGCCAGGGCUAUGGUGCUGGUCAGGGAAUAACCUGUGUGCCAGCGGCCCACCUGCUGCUUCACCCUCCACUUGCUGUCCAGACCAGUUUGGCUUCUGAAACCCACCUGAACUGGGGACGGUUUCUCUUUCCUCUUCCCAACUGUCAGUGGAGUGGCAGCCUCCCAGGCCAGUCCCAGCCCUCUCCACGGGCUUCUCUCCCUGUCCAUGAUGAAGAGGUGAGGCAGCAUGAAAGGGAACAGAAAGGGCCUUUCGUGUGUGCAAGCAGAGGGGAUGCUCCUGACCGCACGGUCUUAGCAGCAGAGGCAGCCGCUCCAGGCUGCGGGCAGUGUCGUUCCCCUGGAGCCAUGGAGGAAAGGGAAAGCAGUUGGGCUUCCAGCCAGUAGGUUCCUCUGAGCUCUUGCCUGUAACGUGGUUUCCUUCUUUCAGGUCUGGUUGUAGGUACAAACAUCACUAAUAAAGGCCAUUGUGGGCAGCUCUUCUGGGGUUUUACAAAAAGUCCCAAAGCUCUGGAGAUGUGUAAGAGAGGGCAUGGCGCUUUAUUAAGAGAGAGCAUCAUUUGAACCAGAGUGUCUUUAAACUAGCUUGUGUAGUUUAGCGAUCCAUCUACUAGCUUCCUGAAAUUAGCACCUUCAGUGGAUCUCUCUGGGCAUCUGACUUUGUUAGGUCUGUAGUAGGUUAGGACACGUGGGCCAAGUUUAGGCCACUCCUGACUUGCUCAUACUCCCACUAUUGGGGACCAGAGACCCCCAGGAACGUUACGGCAUCGACGCUGGGAGCAGUGCGUGAUGGCAGUAUGCAUGUUGCGUGGUCAGGGUGCCGUGCUCCUUUCAUCGGGGGACCCCGAGGCGGUCUAGCAGGGAGGCUGGUGCCGGCUUAUUCAGUGACACCUUCCACGAGGGGCUCAGCCACAGACUGCACCUGGAGGUUCAUCCAAGGGACAGGGGUUAAGGAGAGCAGUGGGCUGAUUCCUCUCACCUGUAACAAAGCUGACAUGAUUCCGGAGAAUUCUGCCACUUCUGCGGCAAUCUGACAGGUCUAAGCAUUUGCUUGCCGUGUUAAGGCAAAGUGGCAUCAUUAGUAGCAUUAAAAGGAUGAGUCUUUUUUCUCCCAGCCUAAAUGACUAUAUACGUAUAAAAAUAAGCAGCUGUUAAAGGCUGGAAUUUUCAAAAGACCAAGCAGAGAAACUCCCUGUUCCUGUAUCUUCCUCUGCCUGUCCCACGGAAGUCGUAGUCUUGGUGUGCGCCUGUGGCUUUCUUCGUGCGUUUGAGCAUGCUGUGAUUAAGACCAGAUCCGUUCCUCAGAAAAAUCCCUCCCUAGUGGCUCUGAUGUCUGGGAUCUGUUUGCUGAUUCAGCUUUUGUAAAGAUGGAGACUAUCUUUGGUCUCCAGGGAGUUGGUGUUUGGCCUGUAAUGAGCUUAGAAGAUGCAGCGAUGAGUGGAAGCUCCUGACUGCACGUAAGGUCAGCAAGGACGUUGCCCUCACCUCUCCGUGUCUGCUGGGUGUAGAGUACUAGCUCAGGGAGUGGGGUAGUUGGAAAUACUUCAUCCACUGAUCUCCUUGCUUUCCCACAUCUCCAGCUGCUUAGCGUCCGGAUCCUGAAAAGGGCGUCCUUUUCAGUGGAGUAGCAUCUUUUAACUAGAUCACAGCAUGGAGGCCAAACUUGAGCAAAGAACAGGCAUGGAAUAAAAGGCGCUGGAAGCAAGCAGAGGAGGAAAGCAGCAGUUGCUGGGUUUUUGUUUUUAAAGACCGUGAGAUCCAUCAGAUCCAUUUGUGAGAAAAUAGGGCACUUUGUCUUAAGAAAAGGAAGAAACCCACAGCAAACCUGUCCUGUGACUGGUGACUCCCGUGAACCUGUGUUGGAGGCACCACAGCAGCCUGGACCCUGUGUUUUCUAGCGGGACAGCACUUGGAGCUUGCGGUCUGGGCGGCAGAACUCACCGCGGUUUCCUUUAAUAAUCGUUAAGCCAUAUCAUCGAAGGUUUUCGGCUUGUUUGAGAUGUGAAUUUGUUUUAUAGAUUAUAAAUAUACAUAUACAGUGUAUGUAUAAAGCAGAAUGCCUGUCCUUCCUGAUUAUUUUUUGUACCAUAUUGUAAAUUAUAUUAUUUAUUCUUUACCAAUUUUGGGAAUAAAAGGUGUUUUGGUUAUUUAAUAUAAUAAACAAAAGCUGUUAAACUUCUUAUGUUUAAAUUUCCAGUUCAACUUGUAAAUCUGUUUUUAUUAUUGUGCAUAAAUACAUACUAAUACUUGAUCUAA
This is a messenger RNA of Ailuropoda melanoleuca (giant panda), 7526 nucleotides long. RefSeq names its product cramped chromatin regulator 1 (gene CRAMP1). The transcript has 21 exons. Gene Ontology annotation, biological process: pattern specification process. Gene Ontology annotation, cellular component: nucleus. The record is from RefSeq and is a predicted model, not a curated record. Gene Ontology annotation, molecular function: chromatin binding. Bases 1 to 3984 code for a protein of 1327 amino acids. Lineage: Eukaryota; Metazoa; Chordata; Mammalia; Carnivora; Ursidae.